GCAGCCCGAAGGUCUGCUGUUCAAAAAGUACCAACUGGACCGGGUGUUGGGUCUCGACAAAACCUAAAUUUCCUUCUUUGGACAGCCAACUACGCGAUUGAUCCGCCGGCUCGCAAAAGGAAGCACUCAGCGACGAUAAAGCACAAUCGAAGUAAUAAUCUGUACUUUUGGCUCAAUUGUUCCCCGGCACUGUCCAGCAAAACCAAGCAACACUAUCUUCUCCCAGCUGCUCGAGGCACCGUCCCGCGGCUGGAUCCCCUCGUUUCAUGCCUCCGCCGUACAUACCGCCCGCUCCUGGCCCGUCCAACCCAAGCACGACGUCUUUCCCGAGCUCGAGCUCCUCUGUCUCGGCUCCCCGGCGCCGGCCGCGCGUCGAUUCCGAUCCCGAUCCCGACUACGACCCCGACUCGGCCGCGCCCCGCCCCGCCUUGACUUCCAACUCCAAGCGCCCGCGCUCCGAGCACUACACCCCGCCCACCACAACAACCACCACCGCCGCCAACAACACCACAACCACUCCCGUCACCAUGUCCGCCAAGGUUCAGGGCAAGCGGCCCGAGGUGAUCGACCUCACAAACAGCCCAACAGAUCCCAUACCCAACCCAUCUGCCGCUCGCCCCUCGCACCCGCACUACCACCACCAGCCACGCCCCGCCUUCCAACCACACCUCGGCUCCCGCAAGCUCGUCAUCAAGAACCUCCGCCCCGCAGUGGCGUCCCAAUCCACAGCAGCAGCAGUCUCCUCCUCCUCCUCCUUCUCCUCCUCCUCUUCCCCCUCCUCCUCCUCCUCUUCUUCUUCUUCUUCCGCUCCGACGACUACGACUUCCAUCGAGGCCUACUAUGCCCGCAUACAUGCCGACCUCGACGCCGCGCUGUCCAGCAUCUUCGCCGGCCGCCCCACCGCCCAGCCCAUGGAGCGUCUGUACCGCGGCGUCGAGGACAUCUGCCGCAAGGGCGACGCCGCCGAGCUGACGGAGCGGCUGCGCGCCCGCUGUGAGGGCUGGCUCGCCAGCGCGGACAUGCUGGGCGGCUUGUGGGAGGGGCAGCGGGACGCCGCCCCAUCCUCGUCCUCGAAUGCUGCUGCUGCUGCUGCUGCCGCCGCCGCCGCUGGCGGGGAGAGCGGCGCUGCCGGGGCGGGGGACGUGUUGCUCCGCGGGGUGGUGGCCAGGUGGAGGCGGUGGAACGAGGUCGUGUUCGUGAUCCGAGGGAUCUACAGCUACCUGGAUCGGGGGUACUUGUUGUUGCAGCAGGGCGGGGUGGAUGGCGGGAAGGGAAAGCAGGGCAUCAACGAGAUGGGCAUCGCCCUCUUCCGGAAGGCCGUCUUCGGGUCGUCCAAGGGGGCGGCUGUCUCGCCGCAGGGGAAGGCCGUGCUGGAGGGGGCGUGCCGGCUGGUAGAUUAUGCGCGCCAGGGCGACGAGCGGGCGGACGACGUCCUGCUGAGAGACGCGAUCGCGAUGCUGAGGCUCUGCGGCGUCUACGGCAAGUCGUUUGAGCCCAUGUUCCUCGUCCGGUCGCAUCGCUACUUUGAGCAGUUUGCCAGCGAGGUGAGCGCCGCCUACGGCCUGAAGGACUACAUCGGGGCCGUCGCCGCGCUGCUGGAGAGGGAGGCCGCCAGGUGCGACGGCCUCAACUUUGAGAGCACGACGAAGCGGCAGCUGCUCGGCGACGCCCACCACGUCCUGAUCGAGAAGUACUCGGAGAAGCUCCUCGACACGGGCAGCGUGGCCAAGCUGCUCGAGGCCCAAGACGUCGAGUCCGUGAAAGCGCUCUACGAGCUGCUCAAGCUGUCGGGCUUGCAGAAGCGGCUGAAGGGGCCUUGGGAACAGUUCAUCCGCCAGACGGGCUCCGCCAUCGUCCGCGACACGACGAGGGGGGACGAGAUGGUCAUCCGCCUACUGGAGCUGAGGCGGUCGCUCGACGUCGUCAUACGGGAUGCCUUCUCCAAAGACGACGUUUUUUACUAUGCCCUGAGGGAGUCGUUCGCCCACUUCAUCAACGACAGGAAGAACACCGCCGUCUGGAACACCAGCACGUCCAAGGUCGGCGAGAUGGUCGCCAAGCACAUCGACAUGCUGCUGCGCGGGGGGCUCAAGACGCUUCCAAAGUCGCUCUUGUCGGACGUGAAGGACCGGGCGGAUGCCGAGAUGAGCGGCCUGGCGAGCACGGCCGACGAGGAUGCCGAGCUGGACCGGCAGCUGGACCACGGCCUCGAGCUGUUCCGCUUCAUCGAGGGCAAGGACAUCUUCGAGGCCUUCUACAAGAAAGACCUGGCGCGCCGCUUGCUGCUCGGCCGUAGCGCGAGCCAGGACGCCGAGCGCAGCAUGCUCGCCAAGCUCAAGGUCGAGUGCGGCUCUAGCUUCACCCAUAACCUGGAGCAGAUGUUCAAGGACCAGGAGCUGGCCAAGGAGGAGAUGGCGUCCUACAAGGAGUGGCUCGCGGGCACCGGCCGGAACACGGCCGGGGUCGACCUGACCGUCAACAUCCUCUCGGCCGCGGCGUGGCCCGCCUUCCCCGACGUGAAGGUCAACCUCCCCAAGGAGGUGCUCGAGCAGAUCAACACCUUUGAUGGGUACUACAAGUCCAAGCACACCGGCAGGCGGCUCACGUGGAAGCACAACAUGGCCCACUGCGUCAUCAAGGCGCAGUUCAACCGCGGCCCCAAGGAGCUCCUCGUCAGCGCGCCGCAGGCCGCCGUUCUCAUGCUCUUCAACGAGGUCGAAAACGACGGCGACGGCGUGCUCUCGUACGAGCAGAUCUCGCAGUCCACCGGCCUCCAAGGCGGCGAGCUCGACCGCACCCUCCAGUCGCUCGCCUGCGGCAAGGCCCGCGUGCUGACCAAGCACCCCAAGGGCCGCGACGUGUCGCCCACCGACACCUUCACCGUCAACAAGGCCUUCACCGACCCCAAGUUCCGCGUCAAGAUCAACCAGAUCCAGCUCAAGGAGACCAAGGAGGAGAACCGCGAGACACACCAAAAGGUCGCGGCCGACCGCCAGUUCGAGACGCAGGCGGCCAUCGUCCGCAUCAUGAAGAGCCGGAAGAAGAUGACGCACGUGCAGCUCGUGACCGAGGUCAUCAACCAGACCAAGAGCAGGGGCGCCAUGGACGUGGCGGAUAUCAAGGCGAAUAUCGACAAACUUAUUGAGAAGGACUAUCUGGAGCGUGAAGACGGAUCGUACACGUAUCUGGCAUGAGCGAUCCUCGAUCUUAGGGGGGAAGGGUAGAAGUGAUUUCCAUAUGUCAACUCUCCUCCGUCAGGGGCACUACUUGUUCUGCAAAGA
This is a messenger RNA of Thermothelomyces thermophilus ATCC 42464, 3281 nucleotides long. RefSeq lists its product as uncharacterized. NCBI's taxonomy places the organism in Eukaryota, Fungi, Ascomycota, Sordariomycetes, Sordariales, Chaetomiaceae. Bases 267 to 3194 code for a protein of 975 amino acids. Gene Ontology annotation, biological process: DNA damage response; ubiquitin-dependent protein catabolic process; protein ubiquitination. Gene Ontology annotation, molecular function: ubiquitin protein ligase binding. The transcript has 2 exons. Gene Ontology annotation, cellular component: Cul4-RING E3 ubiquitin ligase complex. The record is from RefSeq and is a predicted model, not a curated record.